Malus domestica (apple) is the source of this 609-nucleotide messenger RNA. The record is from RefSeq and is a predicted model, not a curated record. NCBI's taxonomy places the organism in Eukaryota, Viridiplantae, Streptophyta, Magnoliopsida, Rosales, Rosaceae.
AACUCGAGUCGAAAACAAAAAACGCGCCUAACGUUCUCAGUUUCACAACGAACUAGAUUAUUUUACGUUCUCUCUGUAAAUCCAUUGGAAUUUCUGUUGUUGUCACAUCACCAACAACAGAUUGCGUUGGUUUCUUUGAGGAUUAUCGAGACGGUGUUCUCUCGAAUAGAAGAGAGUUUGAAGAUGAACGAUAAUCAGCCUGAUGAAAUGGUUAAAUGUUGGCCUGCGGUGCCUGAACCGCCAUCGGUUACAGUGGGGUUGGAUUUGCCGUUGAAGGAGUUGAAGAUGAAGCUCCUUAAGGAUGAAAAGGUGUCUAUGCUUGUGCUGACUGCUGCUGGAGGAUGCGGGAAAACCACCUUGGCAAAAAUGUUUUGUCAAGAUCAAGAUGUCAAAGAUACAUUCAAGAAUAACAUCUUCUUUCUCAAUGUCUCGAAAAAGCCCAACUUGGACCUUAUUGUACACCAACUAUAUCAACGGAUGGGGUACGAGCUGCCUGCUUUCGAAAACGAAGUCAUGGCAGCUAACUGGUUGUUCUCAAGUAAUCUGGACAAAAUCCUCUACUGUUUGUCCUGGAUGAUGUUUUGGUCAGGAUCAGAGUCCCUGUCUUGA